CCACCAGUAUAUUGAAUUAAAACCCAAAUAUAGAUCAUUAAAAUCUGCUGAAAACAGCCAAGAAUCACCAAAAAUGGAGAGAAUACGUGCAAGAACGUGGGCAGUAAAAGGUUGCACCGUGAAUAGUGCAUCGAAGCCACAAACUUGACCAAAACUGAAGAAUCUUGGAUUGGAGAUGGAAACCAACUUCGGAAUCUUAGUAGGUCAUGUAAGUCGCUCACGAUCCCUCAUAAAUUUGGCUUGAAACCAUGCGAAAUCAAACUUGCGAUGCAUGAAGAUGACCCUCGAUUCACACAAACCCGGCGACAAAGACGGCGUUGGCGAACGAAACCUGGCGAAGAAGAAAAGAUUGGCCAGGAAGAAGGAAAUCUCACAAAAUGAGUUUAGGUGAAGGGCAAUCCACUACGAGGCCUCCGUUGUUUGACGGAACGAACUACACGUAUUGGAAGGAGAGGAUGAGGAUUUACAUCCAAUCCACCAACUUUCUCUUGUGGAGAAUCAUCAAGAAGGUCGGGGAAACCAACGUCCCUAAGACCGAGAAUGAGUAUGAUGAACAAGACAUCAAGAAAGUAGAGAACAAUGCCAAGGCCAUCAAUAUCAUCUAUUGUGCCGUAAACCCGGAUGACUACCGGAAAAUCUCUUGUUGUUCCACUGCCAAGGAAAUAUGGGACAAAUUGGAAAUCACCUAUGAAGGUACAGAUCAAGUCCGAGAAGCUAAAAUUGAUUUUCUAACCCAUGAAUAUGAAUUCUUUCAUAUGAAGGAGAAUGAGAAAAUCGAUGAGAUGUUUGAACGAUUCUCCAAAAUCGUCAAUGAUCUCUGUGCUAUCAAGAAGACGUACACAGACAAGGAGCUUGUGAGAAAAAUCCUGCGGAGUCUCACACUGGAAUGGCGCUCCAAAGACGAUGCCAUCCAAGAGUCCAUCAGCAUCACCAAUGUCACCAUCGACGGGCUUAGAGGUAACCUCAAAACCUAUGAGUCUACCAUUCUUUUCCCCUCUUUAGGUGAACAAAAGAAGAAGGGGAUUGCACUCAAGGCUUCCACGAGCCAAGAACCCGUCGUGGAGGAAUCAAGCGAUGAAGACAAUGAGUUCUGGCUCGUUAUCAAGAAAUUCCACAAGUUCAUGCGCAAGGAGUAUGAACGAAAGAGCAAGAGGCAUGGAGGACCACCCCAGUGCUAUGGGUGUGGAGAAGUUGGGCAUAUCAAACCGAAAUGCCCAAAUGCCAAGAAUGAGAAGGAGAAGAAACUAUUCAAAAAGCACCGAGCGUACAUUUCGUGGGGAGGUGAUUCCGGCGACGAGUCAUCGGAAGGCGAAGAAAAUGAAAGCGCCAACCUUUGCCUCAUGGCACACGAGGAACCACCGGAAGAGGUAUGUACCACUUCUAAAGAUUCCUACACUUUUGAUGAUGUACAAGAAGCCUUUAAUGAACUUUAUGAUGAAUAUGUCAACGCUUCUAAAAUUAACAAGGAUUUGAAGAAACAACUUACUUCCAUGGAGAAGGAAGUUGAUUAACUAUCAAAAGAUAAUGAAAAACUUAAAGAAGAAAACAAGUUUUUUGGAAAAAGAAUCGCCGACAAAACGGAAAGUUCAAAAUGUAGCUCUUUGAAGAAGUUUGGUGUUUCUCAUAAAAACCUUAAUGAUGU
This is a messenger RNA of Cuscuta campestris, 1642 nucleotides long. The record is from the annotation of a GenBank genome assembly. NCBI's taxonomy places the organism in Eukaryota, Viridiplantae, Streptophyta, Magnoliopsida, Solanales, Convolvulaceae.